AAAGAAACCGAAAUGGCAAGCAAGCAAACUAACAUGUAUCUACAAAAUCCCGAUGAAAUAAAGAAGGUAUUCAACCGAUUCGAUAUCAACGGCGAUAACAAGAUCUCGGUGUCGGAACUUGUAGACGUGAUGAAAGCCCUUGGAUCCUACACAUCAGAUGAUGAAGUGAAACGAAUGAUGGAAGAAAUCGACACAGAUCACGACGGUUUCAUCAACCUAAACGAGUUCACAAAAUUCUGCGACAACGGCGACGACGGCGGCCUUGAGGACUUGAAAGAAGCGUUCGAGCUCUAUGAUCAGGACAAGAAUGGACUCAUCUCUUCAACGGAACUCCACCAGAUCUUGUCGAAACUAGGUGAGAUUUGUACUGUUCAGGAUUGUGUUGCAAUGAUCAAAUCUGUUGAUUCUGAUGGAGAUGGAUUCGUUAAUUUUGAUGAGUUUAAAAAGAUGAUGACUAAUUCCAACACCACCGCCGGUGAUUCGUCUGUUUGA
Impatiens glandulifera is the source of this 492-nucleotide messenger RNA. RefSeq names its product calcium-binding allergen Ole e 8-like. The coding region runs from base 13 to 492 and encodes 159 amino acids. The transcript has a single exon. Gene Ontology annotation, molecular function: calcium ion binding. Lineage: Eukaryota; Viridiplantae; Streptophyta; Magnoliopsida; Ericales; Balsaminaceae. The record is from RefSeq and is a predicted model, not a curated record.